GUUUGUUUAUAUACGUACGUCAUGACAGAUAUAUAUUUUUUUUAACUAAUUAAUUUUUAAUACCCAGUACAAAGUGUUGCAACAGUAGUUAGUUAAUUAAAUCCAAAUGUUAUUAUCAUCAUUAAAAAAACAAAAAAUGAGUCAUAUAUUAAAAAUAUCAAUAACAAUAUUAACCCUAAUAUUUUUGACAACAAUAUUUUGUCUGGGAACACAUGAUAAUACUCCAAUUUAUUUUCGCAAUCUCAAGGCCAAUCACCAGGCUAAAAUAUUGAACAAUGAUGAAGUUAAAAAAAUAGCUGAGCUAACAAAUUUAACAAACAUCAAUGAGCUACUUGACAACAUUUGUAUUGAAAGACCAGUUGGAAGUGAAAAUCAUAAAUUAGUUAAUAAUUAUAUCAAAGAGAAAAUGGCUAGCCUUGAUUGGCACAUAGAGACAGAUAAAUUUAUAGCAACUACUCCAGUUGGUAAUCAACAGUUUGAAAACAUCAUAACAAAAUUAAAUAAAGAUGCAUCAAGAUAUUUAACUUUAGCCUGUCAUUAUGAUUCUAAAAUUAUGAAUAAUUUUGUUGGUGCUACUGACAGUGCUGUACCUUGUUCACAGAUGAUUAAUCUUGCAUUUGUCAUGAAAAAAUAUUUGGAGCCUCUAAAACAAACAGAUGUCAGUUUGAUGUUUAUAUUUUUUGAUGGUGAAGAAGCAUUUGUUGAAUGGUCAUCAAGAGAUUCAAUAUAUGGAGCUAAAAAUUUGGCUAAAAAAUGGCAUUCAACAUCGGUUAAUUAUGGAUAUGAUGAAACAGAUUUAACAGAGUUGGAUAAAAUUGAUAUUAUGGUGUUGUUGGAUUUACUUGGUGCACGUGAUCCUGGAUUUUAUAAUUAUUUUGAGAAUACUAAAUCUUGGUACCAACAAAUGAUGCGUGCUGAACAAGUGCUGGCUGAUAAUAGAUUAUUCAAAAAAUAUAAUUAUGAUUCUAGUCGUAAUUAUUUUAAAGGAUAUACAAUUAAUGCAAGAAUUGAAGAUGAUCAUCUUCCAUUUUUAGAAAGAGAUGUUCCAAUUUUACAUGUGAUACCAGGACCUUUUCCAAAAGUUUGGCAUACAAGUCAAGACAAUAGACGUAACAUUGAUCUCGAUACAAUUGAAAAUUUGAAUAAAAUAUUUCGAGUAUUUGUAGCAUCAUAUUUUUAUCUGGACAUUUAAAAUUUUUAUAAUUAAUUUAUUAUACAAAUUAGAUAAUAUUUUAUAUUUGAAUUUUAAUUAUUGUUUUUUUGUGUGCAAUAUAUUGAUUUGAAUUUUAAUUGUUUUUUAAAACCAAGUACUUACAUAUAUUUAUGAAGAUAUUUUUUAUAUACUUUUAUUGUUUUUUAAAGUGUAAAAAAAUUGGAUUGAGAAAAAAAAAAAAAAAAUGCUAAGGGUGAUGGAUAAGAUAAAUUUGUCAAUUUCAUUAAAAAUUAAUUUUAUUAUCAUUA
Messenger RNA from Aphidius gifuensis, 1461 nucleotides. Its product is annotated as glutaminyl-peptide cyclotransferase-like. The transcript is spliced from 6 exons. NCBI's taxonomy places the organism in Eukaryota, Metazoa, Arthropoda, Insecta, Hymenoptera, Braconidae. Gene Ontology annotation, molecular function: zinc ion binding; glutaminyl-peptide cyclotransferase activity. The record is from RefSeq and is a predicted model, not a curated record. The coding region runs from base 107 to 1192 and encodes 361 amino acids.